This is a messenger RNA of Musa acuminata AAA Group (dessert banana), 3367 nucleotides long. RefSeq lists its product as uncharacterized. The coding region runs from base 1401 to 2942 and encodes 513 amino acids. Gene Ontology annotation, molecular function: RNA polymerase II complex binding. The record is from RefSeq and is a predicted model, not a curated record. Gene Ontology annotation, biological process: mRNA 3'-end processing. NCBI's taxonomy places the organism in Eukaryota, Viridiplantae, Streptophyta, Magnoliopsida, Zingiberales, Musaceae. The transcript is spliced from 7 exons.
UUUAUAUUGUAAAGGUGGAUUUAAAAAAAAAAAAUAUAUAAAUAUGACUAUUACCAGAUUUGACGAGUCUUCUUAAUUCUUUGGAUGUGAUAUACUUUCAAAUAUCUUCUGUGCGCAAUCAUUAUGAGUUGAUUGUUUUUUCCUUAAAUGUACUGAGACAGGGUAAUUCAGAAGUCUCUGGGCAAUAAAUUUGAUCUCACCAUCGAAGUAGUCGUCAAUCUAUCAAAUAUUAUACAUCUGUUCUUUACCUUGGGAAGUUUAUGAGUCUUAUACUGUACUAAACCGAGGCUUUCAUCUCGUCUCAAGAAGAGCCAUAGUUCUUGAAAAUAGUCCAAUUUCUUUUCAGAUGGGCAACGCAUUCGUUUUAUAAAAGAUACUGACAUGUAUGCUGCAUACAUUGUACUUGUUUCUGGUGUCUUACUUGAUGGUAAUCUAUAAAUAUUGGCACUUGGUAUCUUACUAUUGUACCAUAUGUUAGAGUUAUCGUGAUACUUGUCAGAGUCAAAUAUUUUUUUACUAUUAUGGCUGUUGUUAAUUAAUGUUAUGUGUGUAUAUGUUUCCCUGAGUUGCAACUUAACAACUCUGCAUUAAUUUUAUUUCUUCUUUCUAAAGGUUCUUGGCAUGCUCUGCAGUCUCACAUCAUUUGACUUCCAAAUUUUAACUGGUAUCCAAGUGGUAAGAGGAACUGAAUUAGAGAAAGAAAUCAUGAAGUCAGUAGUUUCUUUCUGGCUUAAAUGGUUUGUAAUAAAGGUCUAAUUACUUACGUCAAAGGUUCCGGUCAAGUUUUGACUAUGUUCUUAGCUCCAUCUGGCUUAUUGGAGUAGGCUUCCUGGAUAAAUGAUUCUAGUGGUGGUUUAUAGCUUUGAAAAUUUCAUACGAGCUCUGCCAAUGCUAUGCCGGUGGCAUUGGUACUUGGGUCAACUUUUGUGUCUGCCUUGGUCAUAACAAAUGUUGUGUCACAAAUGAUCUUUUGUGGCUGUUGGCAGAUGAUUCAGUGUCUUUGUUAUAUCCAUCAAAUGAGAUACACUGAAGUUUGUGCAACAAUGAUUUGUAGCUAAGAUAAAAGAAUUUUUUGAUAUAUAUUGGUAUUAAUAUCUUACCAAGAUGGUGUAGAUAUCCAAGUCAAAAAACAGUACUUUUGAGUUUUGAUAGACUAAUCUAAACUGGUCUAUUUCGGUUUACUUCUGUCUUGUUAAGUUGAUUUGAGAAAGAUAUGCAUGAUUGAUAGCAGUUACAGGUUCUUUUACUAAUAUGGUUGAUAUUUGCUUUUCUUUGUUGAAUUUAUCACAUCUCUGUUGCUUUGUGCUCGUAAUGGCUACUCAUUUUAAUGUGAUCUUUGUUUCAAUGCCAACUUUAUAUGUUCUCUGACAUAUUUAAUUUUCAAAUAUAGAUCGGGAACUAUGAAUGGGUCAUUUAAUGGGCAGGUAUUAGCGGACAAGCUUACCAAGUUGAACAAUGGACAGCAGAGUAUAGAGACUUUAUCACAUUGGUGCAUCUUCCAUAGAAAAAAAGCAAAGCAGGUUGUGGAAACAUGGCAGCAACAAUUUUAUUGUGCUCCAAGAGAUCAACGAAUAUCUUUCCUAUAUCUAGCAAAUGAUAUUUUGCAAAAUAGCAGAUGGAAGGGUCUGGAGUUUAUUGAUGAGUUUUGGAAAGUUAUCCCUGGUGCCCUUAGUGAUGUAUUUAAUAAUGGGGGUGAGAUUGGAAGAAGCACUGUAGUAAGAUUGAUGGACAUAUGGGAAGAACGCAAAGUCUUUGGUUCUCAUGGACAAGUACUUAAGGACAAUAUUUUGGGAAGCGAUAAUGGGAAUAAAAAUAUAAACGAGAAGGUCAUUAGAUACAAGUUGAAACAUCCAUCUGGAGAACAGUUGGAGGAGCUCAUUUCAGGCUAUACUCAUAUUUAUGAUCUUCCCUAUGACGAAGACACUUUAUAUGGAAAUUGUCAAGCAGCUACUAACCUCGUUGAUGAAGUGGAUAAGGAACUUGUGAGUGAGUUAGGAGGGAAUUCCAAUGGAUCUGGAGUAGUCAGGAAGAUGCAGGUACAGCAUGGUGUAUUAAGAGAAUGCAUAGAACAACUAAAAGUUAUUGAAUCCUUGAGAGCAACUCUGAUCACCUAUUUAAGAAAGGCACUUCACGAACAGGAGUCAAAGUUUGAACAGGUCCAUCAACAACUUCAGGCUGCUCAAUCAAGAUAUGAACAAUCAGUCAACUUACAUAAGCAGCUCGGUACUGGUCCCUCAUCACCUGAUCAAAGGCUUAACAACUCAUCAGCUUUCCCUGACAGCCCACCUAAACUUAUCCCUCAAUCCGGUGCUGGCACCAGAUCACAAACUACUGCAGGCAGAUACAGCCAGGAUAGACUUCCUGGAGACAAUAAUGCUCCUGUUACAGACAGGUACCCAGAAACAGCAGCUGCUGCAGUUGCACCACAGUUUGCAGCUUCCACUUCCACUUCUCAGAUGCUGAUACAUGUCCACACCUCUCCAGCUUCUGAUGGCAUCUUUAGCCUUUCAAUUAAAGAAGACCACCCUACUGAUAACAAGAGGCUUAAACUAGAGGACAAUGUGCCACCACCAUUGCCACAGCUUCGGCCGCUCUUGCCAUCAUUCCUGCAUCCUGAUUUGUUAAAUCAGCCUCCGCCGCUACAGCCAUCAUUUCCUGUUACACAACCAAGUUCAAGAACAAUGCCACCACCACCUCCUUUCCUGCCUAUGCCACUACCACCACCUCCACCAACUACACCCCAAUUCAUGCAGUUUUCUUCUGGACCUACAAUGCCUUUUGGUUAUGGCUCAGUUCCUUUCCCAAACUACCCAAUGCAUGGCAUGCAACUCUAUCCAAGUCUCAUAAACCAGCCUUAUGGUCUUCAAUCCUCGGAGGGGUUCAUUCAGUUAGGCCAACCGCCAUUGCCAACUGCACCACCACCACCACCACCUCCACCUUGAACCAACAACAAGAGAAGGCGAAGAAGGGGUGCUGUUAGGUUCAGUAGUUGUCAUGUAUCCAUGGUUGUGACCGUAAACAUGUAUAUUAAGAUACCUGCUUCACAGCUCCUGAAGAUAGUCAUCCUGGAGAAGAACAUGAGGACCUUAUAUCUAAUGGUAAUCUGACCUAUUGCCUGCGGAAGAGAUGUUUAAGUUGUAGUCAUUCUUUUUGUUUCUGGAGAUUCAUGUUGAGCUUUCCCAGGAUUUGUCGUGGCCUGAUGCCUGGGUGGCUGCUGGCACAGAGUUUGGUCAGAUGUAUCCUCAACUCAACCGAGGGAGAAUUGUAAACCUGGGAUCGAACAUGAAAUGUGGUGUAAGUGAACAAUAUUGGAUGACACAGAAUGGUGUAAAAAUUGAGCAGCCAAAUCAAUCGUGCGGUUCUCAUG